Messenger RNA from Oncorhynchus mykiss (rainbow trout), 1258 nucleotides. NCBI's taxonomy places the organism in Eukaryota, Metazoa, Chordata, Actinopteri, Salmoniformes, Salmonidae. The record is from RefSeq and is a predicted model, not a curated record.
GAGUGUUGGAUCAAGCCUGGACCUGAGACAUGGAUUCCUCAGAGCUGUAAGACUUGUGACCAUGUUGAGGACUCCACACACUGGCAUCAGAUUGAACCCUUGACUUCCACUGUCCAGGGAGUGACAAUGUUCAGGCACAGGACACCCAAAGGGAGUUAUGAGUGCACAGUGUCUGGGCUCCGCUGGCUGUGUGAGAGAGAUGUCAUUCUGAAGUAUCACUUCAGGAACUGGGAACCCUACAGUCAACUUCUGAAAGACAUGCAGUACACACAAGGUGGUCCAUUGCUGGACAUCACUAUGGAGUUGGGUGAACUGGAGGAAGUUCAUCUGCCACACUGUUUCUGUUUGGGGACCAACCCUUCCCUGAGGAAUGAGAUGAAGAUUCUUCAUGUAGAGGAACAUGGAGUGUCUUUAGAGGAAGUGCAUGAGGUCACCAGAUUCCAUGCUAAGAUUCUCCAUCCCAAGUUCUCAGCUAUCUCUGUUAUACUGAGCUAUAUCCUUUCUUGGAACGUAGAUGUCCACUGUGAGCUGAUGCUCUAUCUGACAGUGAAAAGGGAAACAUUAAUUCCACGCCUGUACCUGUUCCCCAGUAACCCCGGCCAAAUACAGGCUGUGGAACAACAGGAAAUAAAAUUUCAAGGGUCUAAAAGGUUUCCCAACACAAGACCAGAGCGGUCCUUCAAGCUGAAGAGUUCCUUCAGACUGAACGUUCCCUGUUCAACCUCCAUCAAUCCACCGAGGGUUCAUCUCAUACAUAGAGACACCACACCAAGCUUUUUCAGGGCGGUUGUGAAAAUGACAGGGAUUGACAUUGCGAUGGAAUUAUUUGGUGAUGAUGAGACGACAGCGUGGAAAGAAAUAGUACCAACAGAUGAAUACAUCGCUGACAGCAGUUCAACAAGAGGUCCGGCUCGUUCUGCAAAACUGCAGCUGCGUUCUGUACGGACAGAGUUUGUGAAACGAGUGUCAAGACCUGUCCUGAAUGAACUGCUGGACGGACUCCUGCAACACACAGUCAUCAACCAGGAGGAAAUGGAGUCAGUGAAGGUGAUAGCUGAGAGGGCAGAGAAGGCACGUGACAUCAUCGACAUGGUGUUGAGAAAAGGAACUGAGUCGUGUUCCAGGAUGAUCAACCUUCUUCGGGAGAUUGACCCCUAUCUUUGGUCAAUGCUUCAGCUUAACAGUGUUGGGGUACCAACCUAAUGGUAGAAUGGGGACAGUAACAGUGUUGGGGUACCAACCUAAUGGUAGAAUGGAU